CCGGUUGCUGGAUGGCGCUGGAUUUAAAGGCGGACUGACACAUACGUUGACGGUGUUUCUGUCAAAAUGGACGAGCAAAGCAUCAUUGAGUUUAAAGAGGUAGUAGAAACUUUAUUAUGUAAUCCGGAUAGACGAACGAAGGUUGAACAUAACGAAACAAAGUUUUCAGUUGCUAAUGAAGAAAUUCUCAAUGAUGUUGUUCCCAGCCAGUUGUUCGAAUUCCAAUUUCCUGUUAUUCUUGUCAGUUCAGUGGUUGAUGCUGAUGUGACUGAAGAAGAAUUUUAUGUACCAGAUCUAGGCAUAAAUAAUGACAUUUCAACAAGAUCUCGACCAGCACGAAGUGUGAGCCACAGUCAGAGUGAAGUUGAGGGCUCUCCAUUGAAGUUACAAACUUACGCAGAUUUUAGUUUCUCUUCACCAUCUUCUGAUGCAUCACUAAAUGUCAGAAAAAGAACUGUUGUCAGGGCGACUGGUGUUCCAUUGGACAAGGCAAGAGAGCUUGCAUCUUAUCUGUCUCUAGCAUACUCGUCCAAAGUAUCCGAUCAUAUUCAGAGUAAAUUAGAUUCUGAUGCGACUCUUGAUGACUCAGCUCAAGCUAUUAACAAAAUACCCUCACUCUUCAUUCUCUGUGAUGGAUUAGAUCAUAAAAGAACUGCAUGCAUGUAUAUUGAGCCAAUCUAUUUGAAAGCAACAGACUCAAACAAAUGGACAGGGUGGAAGGUUUCUUCAAUCUAUGUGAAAGAUCCAGAGAGUGACGAAUCACAUAUGCCUAAUUUCCAUAAAUUGGAUUUGUCGGGAAAACAGAUAGAGUGUGAGGCAAAGUAUGACCUUUUCGAAUCACAUCAAGAAAAUGAUCGCCAACCUAUUGAUAAAUACCAGGGAUCCUUGCAGUUAGAGGUACGAUGGAAGAAGUUGACCAGUGCACCCCCUUUAGAUGCCAGAACAAUUAUAAAGGCCAAGGUUUUGCCGGGAGACAUACGAAGUGCGGCUCACAGUUUAUACAACACUUUAGAAGCCCUCAAGCUUCAUGUUGCAGGUUUGACCACAUCAGAAAUCAAAUGGAUUGAAUACGAAGAGGAAACACCUGUUAUGGACAAACUCAAGGCUCUAUUAGAGAUCCUGAAGCACGGGGAUGCUAGCCAGCUUGCAAACUCGGAUGAUGAGCAGAAUGAUGAAGAAUUCAACAACGUGAUGGACACUCUUGUGUUUCACGAGCGUAAGGACUUGGACUUCACAGACCAUCUCUGGACAGUCCUGUACAAGUGUUCCUCCUACUCGGAACUUGUGGAAUGUUUCAAAUAUGUGUUCACAGUGCUGAGCAAUGGAGAACUUCGACCAAUGGUUCAUCGUAAUAAUAAUACCACUGUGGCACAGAUGGUAAGGGAUUCCUACAUGGGUAAGCUUCGCAUGCCUAACCUGGCAGGAGUGUAUGCCCUGCAGCUGUUGGCUGAAAUAGGUGCAGAAAAACUUCACCAAGAUUACCUCUUCACAUUUCUGGCGAAGGAGCUUGUCACCCACAGCAAUCUCGAAGACUUUCUCAAAACAGAUGUUAAGUUGGAACAAAAACUCAUCAAUCUGGAGAAAAUGCAUCAUGUGUUAGAAAUGGUUGUAAUGCUGAAGUUGUUUCUAAACCUCCCAAGUCUUAACCUGGCCAUCUGUGCACGAGCUAUGUUGGCACACUACCAACAAGAGGACAUCUCUCCAAGCCAUGUGUUUGCCUUCCCCAUGCUGACCCCCUCAUUGAAGCAUGCGUUUGAGACCUGCCAGCCAUGCAUGAAACAAAUGGUGCUAGCCAAGAUGGUGGGAGACAUGAAGGAGUCCGUACACCACUUGUUGGUGACACAUCAACCAUUCCACCACCUACCGGCCAGUGUCGACCCAGAGGUACUCAUGGACACUACUGUCAACAAGAACAAGAAAUACUUCUAUGUCAGAAAGAAUGAAAGCAUUUCUAUUCUUAUAUGAAUUUCCUAAUAAGUUGAUGACCAUAAAACACAACGAAUGGUUUGUACAUAUGUAUAUAUACACUAGUAUAUGUAGUAUAUAUACUUUUAGAAGUGAUUAUCAUAAUUAAGUGCUUUUUGUGUUGUCCGUGUCAUUAAGCACACACUUCAGCACAAUAACUACAUGUUUCUGUUAACAGUUGUAUUUUAUACUGAACAGUGAUAAUGUUAUAACAUACCAUCUGGUACUGUAGGUACAAAACCUAUCUCUCUAUACCAAUUUCAGCACACGCUGUACAUGUAUGCUACUGAUCAUAGUAGUAGGGAUGAUGUAAAACUUUUCUUACCCAAGCUUUAUAUAUUUGGGACAAGAAGUUAAGUGCAUAGAAAGCAAGCAGAGAUGGCAGAUUUAAGAAGCAAAACUAGACUUCGUCUGUGAAACAUGGUGUCCGAACAAAAAUAACUUAUUCCAAAUAUGAGGAAAUACUGUAGAUUUUAAUUUGAUACAAUCAAACAUCAACUCAGUGCAGACAUUUCAUGACUUAAUACUUGUGUUAAUUUAAGUAGUGUGUUAUACCAGUAAAACAAAGGUUAUCUUCAUAUCCUGAUAUAUAUAACAGCGCGGACAUCCAGAACAUCUGCAUCUUGUAUAUGGAGGCAUUGUCCUUGCAGGUUUUUUUUCUCCCACUGAAAUUCUUCUGAACAAAAUUUCCAUUAUACUCGGUUAUUAACAUAUUAAACUGACAAAUGAGCUUACCAAGAUCCGCCAAAGUUUGCUUUUCACAUAACAAAUAAACAGGCUGUUUGGAUCCCCCUGAACCUUUGACUACAAAACUAAAUGUAAUAUCUUCUAUUUAUGAUGCAAACCACUUGUACUUAAAUAAUAUUAUCCUUAUGGGUGUUACAAUAUGCAUCGAGUGUACAUGUAUCCAAAUAUUAAGCAAUACAGAAGGAAUUUGUUGUGAUAUGCAUCCAGAUAUAUUGUAAAAAAAAAAGGGCUGAAUGUUAUUUUAUUUUUGUAUUGAGACACAGAUACAAUAUGCCUGUGUAUUGCAAUUUAGCAGUUUUCUGAUAUAUUGUGACAGCCCAUCUUAUUGUACUGUACAUCUCCCAAAGAUGUUUCCUGUACAGUUGUCAACAUGUUCUGUAGAUAAACGUUGACAAUUGUAAUGUCUUAAAUAGAUUACUGAAAAGUCAUCAGACACUAUGAAAUUACAUAGCUCCUAUAUGUCGUGAUGCUAUGAGUAUGAUAUAUGCUAUCAGUAAAUAAAUGGUUAAACUAUAUACGUAUC
This is a messenger RNA of Mizuhopecten yessoensis (Yesso scallop), 3235 nucleotides long. Its product is annotated as protein zwilch homolog. Lineage: Eukaryota; Metazoa; Mollusca; Bivalvia; Pectinida; Pectinidae. The transcript is spliced from 3 exons. Gene Ontology annotation, biological process: mitotic spindle assembly checkpoint signaling; protein localization to kinetochore. Bases 67 to 1965 code for a protein of 632 amino acids. The record is from RefSeq and is a predicted model, not a curated record. Gene Ontology annotation, cellular component: RZZ complex.